Fonsecaea nubica is the source of this 1992-nucleotide messenger RNA. Its product is annotated as DNA damage response protein. Bases 1 to 1992 code for a protein of 663 amino acids. The transcript is spliced from 6 exons. Gene Ontology annotation, biological process: regulation of DNA-templated transcription. Gene Ontology annotation, molecular function: DNA-binding transcription factor activity. The record is from RefSeq and is a predicted model, not a curated record. Lineage: Eukaryota; Fungi; Ascomycota; Eurotiomycetes; Chaetothyriales; Herpotrichiellaceae.
AUGGUCAAGGGAAAAACCUCGUCGCGAGGUGGGAAGCAUGCGUCCGCUGGGCCAGCUCCAAAGCAUGCACAGUCUCAGGAAGAGGCAAUCAGGAGACGACGCAAUCGACUAUCACAGCGCUCAUUCCGCGAGCGACGACAUGCCUACAUCAGCGAGCUCGAAGAAACAUCGCGAAGAGCCUCUCAGUCGGAAAGUGAUCGCAACAAAGCUCUCAACAAUGAGAAUGUGGAGCUUCGGAACGCUUACCUGAAGCUACGCACGAAACUGUUCGGAGUCAUCUGUACGCUUCAGGAGAUUGGCGAAGAAGCUGGCAAACGCUUGAAUCUCACCCCCAGUUUGACCACCGCUGGAUCCGAAGACGCCGACAGCCAUCUCAAUGGGGCAGACCUUCUUGGAGAUGAGCGUGAUGGAGAUGGAAUCAUGCUUCCAUCUACAGAUAUACCGCCAACGGAUGAACCCGCUUCUUGUGGUAGAACCCCCAGCACUCGUAGCUCAUCAUACCCUGUCGAGUUGUCGGAUGCCCCGGAGCAAGAAAGCUUGGGCAAUUCUUUCAAGGAAUCAAACGCUCAAGAAUCAUCAAAUGGCACGACCAUGGCCCAGACAGCGCCUCCGAAUCUAGCCUUUCACGAGAGCUCUGAAAUUUUCACAGACCCAGUUGUGGCCAGCGCCGUGGAUCUGAUGGACAUGUCACACGCCAUUAUGGAUGCUCAAGACAGCUACCAGGAACAGCACCAUGAUCAGGACCAUACAGCCGCCGACUCCGAAGCACGACUUGGAGCAUCCGUCUAUUCAAACGGAAAUUUCGGGGACAUUGCUGACGGAAAUGGAUUGCUUACUCGAAUGACACCAGGUCAUCAAAGCCAGCUUAAGACAGCUCCUACGUGGCAGACUACCGCGUCUCUGUACAGUGCCAACUCGGCACCAUACAACUGGUGGCAUACUCCGGCUCCACAGUCGAUUCCACUGGCAUCACAACUUGUAGAGUCUUUCCAACAACAGAGGCCCUACGGAUCGCUGUUCUUGGAGCAUAUGGACAUAUUGGAAGCUCUGAUCCGCCAGAGGAUCGAGCAAUUGGAAGGCUCUGGAUCUGCCGAUAUGACUUCCGGAGUGGUAUCUACUGCGGUCAUUCUCUUCCAUGACUACGCCUGGCAAGGGACAGCCAGGUUCUGGGGAAGCUCACAAGCCCGCAGCAUCCUUGAAUCCGUCCUGGCAUGGCGCUGUAUGCCUAACAGUGUCACACUGGCAAAUUUGCCACUGGCUUGGAGACCGACUCCCUUACAGCUCUACAUACCUCACUCUUGUGUCAUCGACUGGUUCCCGCAUCCCGGCCUUCGAGACGCCCUGAUCUUACACUACAACAACAGCCCCAUCCUUGAUCAGCUUUUCUGGGAUUGCAUGGACUGUUGGGUGGUGACAGUGGAAGAUAUCGCAACAAUACUUACCGACGUUGACCAUGGACCUGGUCUCAUUGGCGUUUGGAAUAUUGUCGAGGCCAUGGACGGGUCUCGUUCGUUUCGACCGCCCGACGUCACCACCACAUCGCCUCUAUAUUCAUGGCAACAAGGAGCCUUUCCAGCUUCGACACAACCUUCUGCGCGAAUGGCUCACGUCAAUUCAACCACACCCAGCGGUAGCGAGAACAGCGACGACCGUUCUCAUGAUCCCGCCGACAGCAACAUGAGAAAGCCCCUUUCGAGAGAAGGGAUCGAGUGGGUGCCUAUGCCUCUCGACGUCAUUCUCAGUCGCAAAGACCUCGCCAGAGAUUUGUUCUAUCACCUGAAUAUGCACGACACGAUCUCGAAUUGGUUGUUUGAUCCCCAUCUCUUCGAAAGUUACCCGGAACUAAAGUAUCCGGGGUAUGAAACCCUGGUGGCGAAAGGCAGGUCCUUUCGCCGGCCCGCACAGAAAAUCGGACCCACGAAAAUGAGCAGCUGGACCAUCAAUCUUUAUCAGAAAGCACUUCUAGGACGUACAGGUCAACUAAAGAUCUGA